AGAUGAUUCCGAAGUGGACGAGUGUUCGUCGAGGAUCACGCGUCAUUGCGCCUUAACGCGACGAAUAAACGUUUCUCGGUUGGGAAGAGUCGAGACGAGUGGAGCGUAGAAGCGGAAGAAACGGGCAACGAAUAGAAAUGGUAGGGAACACUUUCCCUCGGUUGAUCGGAGUUAGGGACAUCGCGGAGCGGCGUGGCGUCGUAGAGGAAGAAAGGAGAAAAGAGCGAGAGAACGGAGAGAGUGAGGGAAGGAUUCCGCCGAGAACAAAGUGUGUCGAGGUCUUUUCACGGACAGUCAUCGUGACCGAGGUUUGCCCCGUGCAAUCACGAAUGUUGCGCGUUUCGACGGUUUUCUUCCUCCGCUUGAAUUUUUUCAUCGACUCCCUCCUUUUCGUCUCUCUGGCCAUUCCCCUCCCUAUGUACGCACUCUCUCUUUCUCUCUCCCUGUCACGACUCAAUAGACGGCGAACAAUUCGCCGGUAGUCUCGCGAACGCAACAAUUUUCUCGAAAUAGUUCAACGUCGCGUGUCUCGCGUCUCGCGUUAGGUGUAGUGUGUCAGGUACGGUGACGAUAGAAACAUUUGGAAUGUCGGUGAAAAGAAUUCAUUGAUACGUUGCCUCGUCAGAAUGUGGCUGUCCACCGUUCUCGGUAAGUGAUCUCGAUUCUUGCUUAGACUUAGGCGCAACAUCGCUUUUCGAAAUCGCGCAUCGCUCGCGCGCGAAACAUUACCUAUGGGAAUCGUCGCGUUACGCGGGAAAAUUUCAAAAGAGUGACGCCUGGGUUUUUACGCAAUCAAAACAGUUUCACUUUUAUCGAUAGCUUCCGUUUAACAUUUUUUAAAUAGGACGUUCUCUAAUCAUAAAUUCAAGUACGCAAUAUCGAAUCGAAAAUUAUAAUCAAUUUGCCCGCAUCGUGCGGGUUGAGUUGCGCGCAACUUGGCUCGUUCGAAAUUGCUUCGCGGUCCAGAUCGAGUACAUUGAACAGAAAAAAGAAUUACUAAGGCACGAAAGGUAGACGAAGAAAUGGACGAAGAGAGUACGUCGCAUGAUUGUGCUUUCGAAAAAGUUGAAAUUGAUGCGUUAGCAUCGGCGAAAGUAAACGUAACAGAAGGAUAGAAAUCAUGCGACACUGCUUUCCGCGAAGAAAGAUGAUAAGCACGAUUGCUAAGUAAAAGAACCGGCUUUGUUGUAAAUCUUUAAAUUUUCUCGUAGCUCGUCGCGAGUCAAAUGAGAGACACUCGAUCUGCUAUUCUCUCUUUUUUGGCGGCGCGUUCGCGUAUCCGUGGUCGGUACGUAUCAGCAAUGAAUCAGUGAACGGAAGAAAGGCGCGCUUUCUCGUCGAGCAACUUUCACCAUCGAUGAAGUCCGUGUGCGUCGACUCGUUCUCCGAAAAAGUACUCCCUCCACGAACCACGCAUGUUACGUUUGGCUCUUCUUGUUCUUCUCUCUCUUCUAUCAGCCUUCUUUCCGCGAAAUACUGGAGCAUAAAUCUGUGGUGGGCGUACGAAGUCGGAUUACUAGUUUUGCAAAGUAGCAUUUAAAUUAGCUAUAAAAAUAAACUACGUUCGCGAAGAUCGAUUUGUUCCAAUGUUCCAAUCUAUAUUGCACAGAUAAUCACGAUGCAUUCGCUCGCGAAGCGUGACAAGUUUCGCUCGCGCCUCUGUUACCGCUUCUAAUUCGAUUUCACGAAGAAUCGAGUUACGUACUCAAGAAUUUUCCUAUCGAUUUUGCUCAAGUUCGCGAAUCCAAGGGGGGAAAUCGUGUUAAUAGGUCGGUAGGAGAAGAAUACGAGCAUGGAGCGUGCAUCAUGCAUCGUGCAGUUGCUUUCGUGUUUGCGACGGUCCAUCGAUCGUCAUCGUCCAACGUUUCGAUCGUUUCUUGGAAGAUUCGAAAGUUAGCAGACAUCGUUCCAGUCAUGAUUCAGAAAAUUCGAAAGAAUCGGUACUUCAUCCCCGACGCUAUCGCGUACGAUGAGCGAUCGUAUUAGAGUCACGCUUACGAGUUAUACGUGUGCUGGAUCGUUUCGAAUGUUUCAGAACUGUGCACGAUAUGGAGUUUGGUAACGAGUGCCUGGUGUUACAGCGAGGACAUGUCGCGUUACCGCUAUCAUACCGUACGCGACACCUACGACGCGAUACCAUCAUCGUCGAACAGGUACGGAGUCUCCGAAGCGAUACCGAUACCGAUAUCACCCAUGCGGGGAUGGAGCGAAGCGGAAGCGUGGGAUAGCGGUGGCCCACGAAGAUCGGUCACAGGAAUUAAUCGGAGGGAUACGCGGCCUUACGUAAGACUAGCGAAAGCGGGACAAUCGGAAACAUCGGCAGAUCCGUUAAUAGCGAUCAGUGAGACUUUAGGUGCUUUGAAUACCGUUGGCAGUUACAUCGUCAAUAUGACCAGGGGUGUGGAGAAUUCCAAUUACCCACCGAAAGAACUGCCAUCGGCCUUGUACACCAUUUCGAAAAAUAUUCUGGGUCGCAAUGUAACCGACAGUAUAGCACCGUUGGUUCGAGGAGUAACGAUGCCCUUGCGAGCUACGCCGGGCUCCCCUGUCGAAAUCACUGAUCGAGAAAGAGAUCCAUCCGCAAGCGCAACGUCGACCAGUUGCACCACAGCGGACGGUGCCCCCGGAAAAUGUCAGGAUCUCAGUAAUUGCCCUCAGCUUCUCUUGGAUCUGACCAAACUGAGACAAUCGCUGUGUUUCAAAAGCCUCUUCGUACCUGGCGUUUGCUGUCCGCUAACCGAUAAACCGGACGAUGGACCGAGCUCCAUAAUCAGUGUAAUUCCGACACCAGGACCCGCAGUCAUACAUUCACGACCACCGAUCCGUCCGACGAAACCACAGACGCCAAGACCGAUUCCCUUAUUCCCCGUCUCUGUACCUUCUACGACGACCAACCCUUCCGUCACGGAGUUCGUAUCUUUGCCGCCCGUUGAUCCAUCCUUCAACGAAUCGAACAGUUUCGUUGAACCUUCCAUUUCUGCCACCAUCGACAACAAUUUUAUCCAAGACGACGAAGAAUGCGGGGUAAGAAACUCGGGUAAAUAUCGGGUGGUCGGCGGCGAGGAAGCUUUACCGGGACGUUGGCCUUGGAUGGCCGCAAUAUUUCUACAUGGCUCGAAACGAACGGAAUUUUGGUGCGGUGGUUCUUUGAUUGGAUCAAGAUACAUUCUCACUGCUGCUCACUGUACGCGCGAUCAUCGUCAACGGCCAUUUGCCGCGAGACAGUUCACCGUACGACUCGGGGACAUAGAUCUCGAGAGGGACGACGAACCCUCCGCUCCGGAAACCUACAUGGUGAAGAAAAUUCACGCGCACCCAAAAUUCUCGCGAGUCGGAUUCUACAACGACAUAGCAGUUCUCGAACUGACUAGGCCCGUCAGAAAAUCUCCAUACGUAAUACCAAUUUGCUUGCCACAAUCUCGUUACCGGAACGAGCGAUUUGCUGGCGCGAGACCCACGGUAGUCGGAUGGGGUACCACCUACUACGGUGGAAAAGAGAGCACGGUGCAGCGGCAAGCGGUGCUUCCAGUAUGGAGGAACGAAGAUUGCAACGCGGCUUACUUUCAACCGAUCACCAGCAACUUUUUGUGCGCUGGUUACAGCCAAGGUGGCAAAGACGCGUGCCAAGGCGACUCCGGUGGGCCAUUAAUGCUGAGAGCGGACGGUCGCUGGAUACAAAUCGGUAUCGUUUCCUUUGGCAACAAGUGCGGAGAACCAGGAUAUCCAGGGGUUUACACGCGUGUCACUGAAUAUAUCGAUUGGAUUAAGAGUAAUACGAAUUAACCGUGAACUAGUCUAUCGGAUUAACUUUGACGAUGCAAUAAUUUUUCUUUCGUUUUUUUCUUUCCGAUAAAAUUGCCUUGAUGAUCAAGUCUUUUAUCGGCUGUAUAUAUCUGUGCCAAUGAUUAUUUAUCUUUAAUACCAUGCUACGGGAUGUUACGUGAAAGCAUUUUACCGAUGGGAGACGCCCAGUCUUUAACCCAAAUUAUGGUUAAUUAUUUCGUGGUAUUUCCCAAUGAUUGAUGAUUAAUUCGUUUAUACGCGAUAUUCGAUGUAUCGUUACUCUACGCUUAUCUUGCUGUACGAAGUAAAAUUAAACUCGCCAUAGAGUCACAUGUUUGUAAAGUCACGUCUUUUACGUUCGCGUAAAAGUAUGUCUGUAUGUAUGUAAGUAUAUUUGUAAUUGCAUUAAUAGUUUCUUUGUGGCAUUAAACAAUCUAUUGUUUCGUUAUUCUA
Molecule: messenger RNA, 4236 nt
Organism: Megachile rotundata (alfalfa leafcutting bee)
Lineage: Eukaryota; Metazoa; Arthropoda; Insecta; Hymenoptera; Megachilidae
Product: clotting factor B
Biological process (GO): proteolysis
Molecular function (GO): serine-type endopeptidase activity
Source: RefSeq, a predicted model, not a curated record